AUGAGAUAUUACCGCGAGAAUGGUCAUACGACGAACCAAUGUUACAAACUCCAGGAUGAGAUCGAAGCAUUAAUUAGGCGAGGUCGUCUAAGCCGAUUUGUGGGUGAGAAGAAGCAACCAGAGCAACAUGACAACACACCAAAUAAGCAACCACAUGCUACGAAAGACUUCAAUGUUAUCUCAGGUGGAACAACUAUAGCUAAGGACUCCAACAAAGCACGAAAAGAGUAUGCGCGACGUACCCAAGGUGGACUCGAGGCCCUCUCUGUUGGUACAGGCUACCGAACUUCGAAGUCACCCAAGCUUGGGUACUCAGCGAUCACCUUUAACGAGGAAGAGGAAAGAGGUGUAGUUCAUCCGCAUGAUGACCCAUUCAUAAUCCAGGCUGAGAUCGCAAAUUGUUGUGUGAAACGGGUCUUCAUUGACACAGGCAGUUCGGUUAAUAUCAUCUUUACAUACAUAUGGAGAUAUCACGAGAAAAGCUUAAGCCAGUGGUCACUCCCUUGCUCGGAUUCACUGAGGACAGCAUUAACUCCAUUGGAAGCGUAA
Molecule: messenger RNA, 549 nt
Organism: Prunus armeniaca (apricot)
Lineage: Eukaryota; Viridiplantae; Streptophyta; Magnoliopsida; Rosales; Rosaceae
Source: the annotation of a GenBank genome assembly